Hordeum vulgare subsp. vulgare (domesticated barley) is the source of this 764-nucleotide messenger RNA. RefSeq names its product glycine-rich cell wall structural protein-like. Bases 48 to 698 code for a protein of 216 amino acids. The record is from RefSeq and is a predicted model, not a curated record. Lineage: Eukaryota; Viridiplantae; Streptophyta; Magnoliopsida; Poales; Poaceae. The transcript has a single exon.
UACAACUACACAUACAACAAUUGCACCACCCUUCCCCGCAGUUCCCCAUGGCCACUUCUUUUUCUUGCUUCCUUGACAUCUCAAUUCUAGUAGUGUUCUUCUCACUCCCCUCGCUUACUGGUGCGAGGCUCCUGUAUGCGGACAAGAACACCCUCAAUGACAGCAAGUCUUUCUCCAUCGGGGGUGGCAGAGGCAAGGGUGGCGGCCGAGGUUUCGGCGUGAGUAUCAGACAUGGCGGGCAUGACACCUCCAUCGCUAUAGGUGGCGGACUGGGAGGUGGAGCUGCGACUAACCAUGGUGGUGGCACGAGCGUAGGCGGUGGAGCAGGUGCAGGCAUUGGCAUCGAUAUAGGGCAUGGUGGAGUGGAUGUAGGGAUAGGUGGGGGUGGAGGGGGAGCGGCUAGCACCGGCGGUGUGCAUGCAGGGGGUGGCGGUGGAGGUGGCAUCGGAGUUCACAUAGGCCAUCGUGGGGUUACUAUAAGCGCCGGAGGUGGGGGCGGUGCUGGUGUUGGUGCUGGUGGAAGUGGAGGAGGUGAAGGCGGUGGUAGCGGUGUUGGUCGUGCUGGUAAUGCUGUGGGUGGUGGGGGAGGGUAUGGCAGUGCAAACGGCGGUAACGGAAGCGGAGGAGGUACCGGAGUCGGGUCAGCUGGUGGAAAUGCAGGCGGUGGCUCUGGAAAUGGUGGUGUAAUCCAUGGUUGAUUGGUUUGUUAAUUUGAGAAGGAAAUAUGCAUAUAGCAUAUUUUAGUUUGGUAAUGAAAUACUAAU